AUGGCGGCAAUGAGCUCAAAAAAAAGAAAGCUGGCGCAGGUGGCUGCUGAGGUCACCGACGGCGCACCAGCAGCCGUAAAGAAUGCCCAGAAAGCAUUUUUCAAGAACGCUUCGAAUUGGAACCUGGAGCAAGACUAUGAGUCAAAGCCGCGCAAGGGCAAAAAGAAGGAGCCUAAACAGAGCAACAAGCUACCGAUCAAGACGGCAGACGGUCGAUUGGAAAUUUUGAACAGUUUGGAUGCAGACGGCGACGACGUUUCGGUCGAGAGCGACACCGAAUGGCUCGAGGGCCGCGAAGACGACGUUGAAUGGGAGCCAGAAGCGGAGGAGGAAGAAAAAGCACCGACGAUCCCCGAAUCACAGCAAAUUCUCGAGGCACAAGAGGAAAUGGCCAAACUCGCCAUGGCCCUCAAUGAAAAUCCAGAGGAGAACAUCGCUUCGCUAAAGGCCCUGGCCAAGUACGGCGAGUCGGAAAUCACAGCCAUACAGAUGCUUGCGCUCAUGACGCAAAUGGCCGUUUUCAAGGAUAUCAUACCUGGAUAUCGUAUAAGACCUCUGGCAGAAGAUGAGCAAAAGGAGCAGGUUUCAAAAGACAUCCGCCAAUUACGUCAGUUUGAGCAGUCGCUCGUCUCUGGUUACCAGCAUUACGUCAAGGAGCUCAACCGCCUCGCCCGUCUCGGUAUCAGGGCGAAGCCUGGGAUGCAGAGCGUCUCCAACGUCGCCUACACCUGCGCUUGCACCCUCCUCACCUCAGUGCCACACUUUAACUUCCGCUCCGAGCUGCUCAAGAUUCUCGUGUGGAAGCUGAGCCGGCGCCGUCUCGACGACGACGCCAGCAAGUGCCUGCAGGCGCUCGAGACGCUCUUCCGCCAGGACGACGAGGGCCGUCCGACUAUGGAGGCCGUCUCGCUGCUUACCAAGAUGAUGAAAUCGCGCGAGUACCAGGUCGAUCAGGCUGUGCUCAACCUGUUCCUCUCGCUGCGUCUGCUCUCUGAGUUUCGUGGCACCGCUUCUAGGGACCGCGUCGAUAAGGAUGGCGGCGAGGACGGCGAGGACGGCCCCGCGCAGUCCUUCAAGAAGACCAAGAAGAACCAGCGCGAGUUCCGAACCAAGCGCGAGCGCAAGCUGCUCAAGGAGCAAAAGUCCAUCACCAAGGAGAUGACGCAGGCUGACGCCCUCGUCAGUCACGAGGAGCGCGAGCGCAUGCAGUCCGAGACGCUCAAGAUGGUGUUUGCCUGCUACUUUCGCGUUCUCAAGCUACGCGAGCCGCACCUCAUGGGUGCCGUCCUCGAGGGUCUCGCCAAGUACGCCCGGCUCAUCAACCAGGACUUCUUUGGUGAUCUCCUCGAGGCUCUCAAGGACCUGAUCCGCCACAGCAUCAACGACGCCAGCGCCGAGGACGCCGACGACCAGACCGCCCAGGAUGAGGAGAACGAGAGCGAAGAGGGCGACGACACCGAGCCCUCACGCAACCUCACCCGCGAAGCGCUUCUCUGCACCGCCACCGCGCACACCCUCCUCGCGGGGCAAGACGCCCACAACUCGCGCAACGCACUCCACCUCGACCUUUCCUACUUCACCACUCACCUCUACCGCUCCCUCCUCGAUCUUUCCACCAACCCCGAUCUUGAGCACACCAAGCCCCCCAGCUCCACCUUUGCCGCCGGCCGCUACUUGCGCAUCAAUGUGCAGACCACGACCGUCCUGCUCCUCCGCUCACUCACGGCGAUUCUCCUCCCGCCGUGGAACAUCCGCUCCGUGCCCCCGCUGAGGCUUGCCGCCUUCACGAAACAACUUAUGACCACGUCGCUGCAACUGCCUGAAAAGUCAUGCCAGGGCACGUUGGCGCUGCUCGGCGAUGUUGCGCAUACACAUGGAAGAAAGGUCCGCAGCUUGUGGAACACCGAAGAACGCAAGGGUGAUGGGCGUUUUAAUCCCGUCAGCGACAGUGUGGAGGGAAGCAAUCCUUUUGCGACGACAGUUUGGGAAGGUGAGCUCUUGCGCAAACACUAUUCGCCCAAAGUAAGAGAAGGGCAUCAGCUGUUGGUAAAAGGCAUGAACUCGAAAUAG
Beauveria bassiana ARSEF 2860 is the source of this 2070-nucleotide messenger RNA. Its product is annotated as nucleolar complex-associated protein. Bases 1 to 2070 code for a protein of 689 amino acids. Gene Ontology annotation, cellular component: nucleolus. Gene Ontology annotation, biological process: DNA replication initiation. Gene Ontology annotation, molecular function: chromatin binding. The transcript has a single exon. NCBI's taxonomy places the organism in Eukaryota, Fungi, Ascomycota, Sordariomycetes, Hypocreales, Cordycipitaceae. The record is from RefSeq and is a predicted model, not a curated record.